This is a messenger RNA of Dendronephthya gigantea, 2370 nucleotides long. RefSeq lists its product as uncharacterized. The record is from RefSeq and is a predicted model, not a curated record. Gene Ontology annotation, cellular component: membrane. Bases 1 to 2370 code for a protein of 789 amino acids. Gene Ontology annotation, molecular function: protein binding. The transcript is spliced from 11 exons. Lineage: Eukaryota; Metazoa; Cnidaria; Anthozoa; Malacalcyonacea; Nephtheidae.
AUGGUGAAGAAUGCAAACUGUCCUAGGAAUCAAUGUCUUGUAAAGAAACAAUGUGAUGGUCUACAUGAGUACAGUAUACGUGUGGAUGAAACUUUGUUCUCGAGUAGCGGAUGUCCUGGUUUGAAAACGUAUCUUUAUUUUGAAUAUCACUGUGUAGAUACUGUAAAAACCUUCAAACGGCCUUGUGCUCAUGAUGUGACCUUAUCACAUUCAUCUCUACCUUUCAAAGGUGUUGUUCAAAUUAGCACUGACAGUGGAACAGUGGAUGUUUGCUGGAAGAGUUUAAAGAAGUACCCAGAUUCUCGUAUCCUAUGUCGUAGUCUUGGUUACGACGAGCUAAAUUCAUUUGUUAAUGUGCCUGUCCCAGCGGAUUUCAAAGAUGCUGUUUUUUCAGGAACAUUUACCUGUAGUGAUCGAGAAAAAUCUUUAUCCCAGUGUUUGAUUGUUGCUUCCAACCAGACCUGUUCCGAGCUAACAUACAUCGAAUGUGGUUUUCGUGAUUAUUUUAUCUUUCGGGACAACUUCAGUCCAUUGUUAGCUACAGAUAAAAAAGGAUUUCCUGAUUCAUCAUUUUCUGCCUCUGCUUCUGUGAAAGGUCACAAUCCUUUCGAUGCAAGGAUAUCUAGCGGAAGCUCCUGGUGUGCUCCUGUUUCGGAUGCAAAGCAUUAUCUUCAAGUGGACCUGGGAACGCUGUAUUGGUUAUUUCAUAUGAUAACGUAUGGUGAUAGCACUAGUCCAAAAUGGGUCGCCACGUAUAACUUAAAUCAUAGUUCUGAUUUGGUCAGCUGGAAAGCGUAUAGGUCCAGGAUAUUUCAAGGAAAUAAAAAUGCAUACCAUCAUGCAGCUAUUGCUGUGAGAGAUUUUUUCCACUUUGGACUUUCGCUUGGUAUAAGAGGUUUACGGUUUAUUCCCUUAGCAUAUGUUGGUCAGCCAUGCAUGAGAGUCGAGACUAGUGGAUUCGCUGUGCUGCCAUACAAACCUCGAAAUUUAACAGCCAAUAACAUCACGUCUCGAAGUGUUGAUGUAUCUUGGCUAGAUCCUGAAAAUCCUAAUGAUAAAGGUUCAUGGGUGCGACGUGUUUCUCGAUUUUUCAUUAUUCUCACGAAAGAUAACUCGCCUAUUCUAAACAUCACCACGGAUAAAUCUGUUCAUAAAUAUGAAAUAGACAGUCUUAUUCCGUUAACUACGUAUGAAAUAUCGGUCUCUGCUGGUAAUCACUAUGGUUACGGUAAAAAGGCGAUAAUUCUGUUCUCAACAUCCGAAGAAGCACCAAUGGGUCCUCCGAUGAACAUCAAAGCAACAUCAAGAAGUGCAUCAUCGUUGCUUCUUGUCUGGGCUCCUCCAGAGAAAAAUAAACAAAAUGGCGUCAUUACCAAUUAUACUGCGUGCCUUUCACAGUCAGAAAAUGGAUCUUGCUUUCAAACAUUCAUCACAAGUGAAAGAGAGUGGCUUGUAGGGAAUCUGAAUCCAGCAACAAAAUAUUAUUUUGGUGUUCUGGCCAGUAACAAAGCUGGAAGCAGUAACUACACCAAUACGAAAGGAAUUAUAACGAAUGGACGAGCAGUGAAGAAGGCAAUUGGAGCAACACCAAAUACACUUAACUUUUCAUUGGAAAUUCCUACAAUAACGUUCGAGCGUUUCUAUGUGGUGGCUUGGAAAGUGAAAGACAACGAAAAGCCUUUAUCAUCCGACCGCUACGAGGACGAUGAAUUGGUGAUGUUUGCCGAAGCUGAAAAUUCAACCAAUCCACAACCGUAUAUCGCCGCAGUAUUCUCGUCCAGCAAUAUUCUGGAAAACAUGUUUGUACUUGGUGAUGGCAGAAGUACAAGCGAUUCAACAAGUGAUACUUCGGGCUUCAAAGAAUAUUUUAAUGCUCCGCUGGAGCCUGGCACUCGUUACAUUAUUUUUCAAAGGAUUAUAAUCAAUGACAAGGGAGAUUAUUACUCGACUGACUGGAGUCCUGUUUCACAAACGACAAAUCAUCCAGUUCAAGUUUCAAGCACGACGUCAGAGGGAAAUGAUGCUGGUUCUAAAGUUUAUUUUGUCGGGAUGAUUGUAUUGAUAAUUCUCCUGAUUGCUUCGUUUGUAAUCAUUGCCUAUUUGGUUUAUCAAAAUCGUAGACUCAGAUCACGAAACACUUCGGGCAGAAGUACAAACGAGGGUGGAAAUAAUUCGAACGAUAUUUAUGAUGCUCCAGAAACCAGUAAUGCAAAUAUUCACGACCGCGUGGACGAUGAUCAGGCGACGUAUACUGAACUUCAAAAGAGGGAAAGUGAUGAUCACUUAUACUGUCACCUAAAUAAAGUACAAAAAAACAACGUGGAAAAAGAGAAACGAGGUAGAAACUCACAAGGUGUUUCCAGUUGUUGA